Messenger RNA from Nylanderia fulva, 1990 nucleotides. RefSeq names its product betaine-homocysteine S-methyltransferase. Lineage: Eukaryota; Metazoa; Arthropoda; Insecta; Hymenoptera; Formicidae. Gene Ontology annotation, molecular function: zinc ion binding; S-adenosylmethionine-homocysteine S-methyltransferase activity. The record is from RefSeq and is a predicted model, not a curated record. Gene Ontology annotation, biological process: S-methylmethionine cycle.
GACAAAAUUUUUAAUUAAUUUUUUACGUCGUGUAUUCUGUUCAAAACAUGUAAUUUUUUCUUAUUUUUGCUUUCAAAAACAUGUCAAAAAUAAGACAGAAUUUACAGCUUUCUAACAUAUGAUGACUAUUGAUAACAAUUUAUCAUGAUCAAACAAUCACUACACGUAAACAUUAUUAUCUUUUUUGGAUGACUGUCAAAAUAUGCAUCCUCUGUUGCAUUAUUUUUAGAUUGCAUCAUACAGUUUACAAAUUUGUGUUCCGUGAGGUCAAAACAGUUUAUUUAUAGAAAAGGAGAGAACUGUAGAUAAAUAUUAAUUGGAUGGAUAUCUCCAGACAAAAUAUUUUGUUGUCGCAGUAUCAUUUUGUCCUCUCUCGUAUCAUCGACUUUUCUUUCUAUCUAUACAAAUGCAUAAGUACCUGUUAAUAAAACAAUCAUGUUACAUCAGCGAUAGAUAAGCACGUGACAGAUGAUCUAGAGCACAUGCGCAAUAGGCAAUACGGAAGAUGAAGUCUUAUCACUAAUCCUUGUUUAUCUUAUUUUCGUCUCUAUUUUUGUCACUGGUGACACGCACUUGGUCGAUGAUAAACUAUCAAAAUAUAGCUACUGCGAUAACGGCAAGUCAUACUCGACGCAAUUGCUCAGCAGCAAUAAGAUUCGUGUGAGCUGGACCAGCUCUUACUUUUUCAAGUAUACAAUCUCUGUACAUAUUAACAUAAGAGAAUUUCGCAUCAAUUGUGUACGACAUCGACCAGAUCUCACGGAAUCAAAUUUGUACAAAAAGAGGAAAUUAUGUCACAAAUCAAAGUGCUGGAUGCUGGCUUCUCUACGCAGUUGUCCACCCACGUAGGCGAGAAGAUCGACGGUGAUCCAUUGUGGACCGCACGCUUUCUUGUGACCGACCCGAAUUCAGUCUUUGCUACGCAUUUAGACUUCCUGCGAGCCGGUGCCGACAUCAUCCUGACGAAUACGUAUCAAGCUACGAUCAACGGUUUCGUCAAAUACCUGAGCGUCACCGAGGAAGAGAGUAUCGAGAUCAUCCGCAACGCCGUCGAUUACGCUAAAGACGCUGUAAAUGUUUACAGCAAAGAGAUAGAGGACGACGCGACGAAUCGGAAGCCACUAAUCGCUGGAUCCUGCGGACCUUACGGUGCCUCCUUACACGACGGCUCGGAGUACACCGGCUCGUACUGCCCGGAUGUGUCGCGAGAAUUUUUGAUCGACUGGCACAGACCUCGUAUACGUACCUUGCUGGAAAAAGACGUUGAUUUAUUGGCGAUAGAAACCAUACCAUGUGUACAUGAGGCAGAGGCAAUCAUCGACUUGCUCAAGGAAUUUCCAGAUGCCCGUGCAUGGUUGACCUUCUCCUGUAGAGAUGACGGGAAGAGUCUAGCGGAUGGCAGCAACUUCCAGGAGAUCGCCGUAAAAUGUUACAAGAAUUCACUCCCAGGGCAAAUAUUAGCAGUCGGCAUUAAUUGUAUCGCCCCGCAAUACGUUACCACCUUGUUGAAGGGCAUCAAUCGAAACAGUUCGGACGAUCUUAUACCGUUGGUGGUGUACCCUAAUAGUGGAGAAAAGUAUGUAGUAUCUGAAGGGUGGAAGAAGGAAGGGGAGGCUCCGUCUUUGCACGAAUUUAUUGACGAAUGGCUGGAUCUUGGGGUCUGCUACAUCGGUGGAUGCUGUAGAACAUAUGCUACAGAUAUAAAAAAAAUUAGAUCCAAAGUGGAUCAGCGGCAAACACAACAUAGAGAUAUAUGAACUUUGCAUUGAAAGUGCCUAUUUCAUGUUUUCCAUGACAAUAAAUUAACAAUGCAAAUCGUGCCAUAAAUACAAAGCAAACUGCUUCGUAUUUUUAAUUAUGUGCCAUAUUAUCAAGAUUUUAAUAAUUUUUUAUUUUGCAAAGAAAAUAAUUGUUAAAUAUAAAUCAAACAUUAUUAAUCUGAUAAAUGUACUCUAUAUGUUUUACUUAUUAAAAAAAACUAUUACAUAAA